AAACCGAUGAACCGCAUGCAUAGUAUGUUUGUACCUGCACAUGUUUCUUACAGGUUGUUUUUGGCGAACUCGAGGUGCUGGUGCAGGGUGUGUUGCCCUUUGUAAAGCAAUUCACAGGACACAAUGUAUGUUGGAUAACUGCCUCUGUCACACCUCAGCGCAGCUGCAGUUUGCCCGCCAAUACUAGACGUGUCAGCUACACCGUACUUUGCGAUAUGCAUGCCACCUGUCUCAUCCCAUCUAGGGUGAGACAGGCCCAUUAUCCUAUUGACCUUAUUUAUUUCAACAAUGUAAAAUUGUACUAUGCAGAUAGAGAGAGUACCACUAGGUUUCAUAUGCCGAUGGAUUUCGGUAUGCAUUUGGGUUUCGUCAAGAUUUACGCUUAA
This is a messenger RNA of Bipolaris maydis ATCC 48331, 386 nucleotides long. The record is from RefSeq and is a predicted model, not a curated record. Lineage: Eukaryota; Fungi; Ascomycota; Dothideomycetes; Pleosporales; Pleosporaceae.